ACACACUCUCUCCACAACGUUCUGACCCACAUAUCCAAUUCCCAUCUUCUAGUACAACUACUUCUGUUUUUUUGUUUCUGUUGUUUUCCGAUAAACAACGUAUCAUGAAACCGAUAAACACCAUCUUCCUUUGAGCGUAUCAAGCCACAUUCAUCGCUCUCAUUAUCAUCUCCAAAAACCAUUCUCACACCAACCCACGUAUUCUCCCCCUCGCAGAACCAAAACCAAAGCUAGAAAAGAAAAAAGAAACUUCGCUGUUGUGAGAUCCAAAUCAAAGAUGGUUAGUGCAAUAAAAGCUGCCAUUGGAGAUUUGGUGGUGACUUUCUUGUGGGUCUUCUUUUCUUCCAUGUUGGGUUUGGCCACCGACGCCAUAACCACAGCGCUUGAUCUCAAAGGGGUGUCUUACAAUGGCUUUGAUUACGCUAGCGCUGUCAUCAUCACUUCGCUCAUCUUUAUCCUCGUUACGAUCUUCACCUUCGUUGCCAAUGCCUUGGGCGGUGCCAGCUUCAACCCCACCGGCAAUGCUUCUUUCUACGCCGCUGGGGUUGGCACUGACACCCUCCUCUCAAUGGCUCUUCGUUUCCCUGCUCAGGCACUGGGUUCAGUGGGUGGUGUUCUAGCGAUUAUGGAGGUUAUGCCACCAAAAUACAAGCACUUGAUUGGAGGGCCUUCUUUGAAGGUUAGCUUGCAUACUGGAGCUAUUGCAGAAGGGGUGCUGACGUUUGUGAUCACCUUUGUUGUUCUCCUCAUCAUACUUAGAGGUCCUCGCAGUGAGGCCAAGAAGACUUGGUUGAUGGCAAUGUCAACUGUGGCUUUGAUCACGGUUGGUUCCAGUUACACUGGACCAGCAAUGAAUCCUGCCUUUGCAUUUGGUUGGGCAUACUUUCAGAACUGGCACAACACAUGGGACCAAUUCUAUGUUUACUGGAUUUGCCCCUUCAUUGGAGCAAUACUGGCUUCAUGGCUGUUCCGUAUUGUCUUUCCCCCACCAGUGGUAAAGCAGAAGAAAGCCUGAAAAGCCAUAUACCAAUUUUUCCCAAUCUUUUUCUGCUUUUAUCUUUAUAUAUAUAUACAUAUAUUGGGCAUAGACCCUUUUCUUUUUAUCACUUUUUAUCGUCUCUUGUUUGGAACAGCUUUUUUUUAUGAAUAAUAUAAAUUUUAAACAUGUUUCACAUAAUUUUUUCCUUAUUUAUUAUUCAUCAUAUAAGUAAGUCACAUCGUGUCUCUGUUAAGCUACUAUUUCUUGCGUAAUAUAUAAAAUAAAAGAAUGCUUGUGUCUAAUAUUUGGAGGUAAAGGAUAAAACUUACAUAAAGUUUCGUAAAUAUUUAUGCUGAUCUCAAAUAAAACUGAGAUUAUUGUUA
Messenger RNA from Cajanus cajan (pigeon pea), 1362 nucleotides. RefSeq names its product aquaporin SIP1-1. Gene Ontology annotation, molecular function: water channel activity. The record is from RefSeq and is a predicted model, not a curated record. Gene Ontology annotation, biological process: transmembrane transport. Gene Ontology annotation, cellular component: membrane. NCBI's taxonomy places the organism in Eukaryota, Viridiplantae, Streptophyta, Magnoliopsida, Fabales, Fabaceae.